This is a messenger RNA of Daphnia magna, 1748 nucleotides long. RefSeq lists its product as uncharacterized. The transcript has 3 exons. Bases 92 to 1597 code for a protein of 501 amino acids. Lineage: Eukaryota; Metazoa; Arthropoda; Branchiopoda; Diplostraca; Daphniidae. The record is from RefSeq and is a predicted model, not a curated record. Gene Ontology annotation, cellular component: membrane. Gene Ontology annotation, molecular function: hexosyltransferase activity.
CCACAUUUUGGGCCAUACGUAACUACGCAUAGCUUUUAUCAACAGCAGCUAUACGCGAACUACACUACAGUCUACUAGGUGAAGUAAAGCAAUGCUUUCCCCGCGGAUGGUUCGCUUUUCUACAGUCGCCCGUGUCCUUCUUCCAGUCUUAGUCGUGUCCACAUUUGUCAUUGGUUGUAGCCUCGUGGCGAACCUCAUGUCGCCAACGUCUCAGCAAAUGCUAACUGCACGUCCGUGUUGCGAGCAACAGCUGCAGCCGAUGGCAUCAGACGCAAUCCGAAAUCUAAUUCUGGAAAAAGAAAUACUACAAUCAAAACUCAAUGAAUUUCUAAAUGAAGGUAGGAAGAGUUUCCUCUUGAAAAGUGCCAAAUUUCUGAGACGAGAAAACCUGAAAUUACUUGCCAAAUUGAAAGUGUACGAACAAGAGAGACGGCGCAAGGCGGAACAGAGUACAAUCGCAUCGAGCGAAACAUUGGUUGGCGAAACCAAUCUUUCUCAAAUCAAAAAAGUGACAGUUAAUCGAGAUUUUUUCGAUUACAUAUCAAAUUGUUUGCGGGACUCUCCUUAUGCUGGCGUGGAGAAUUACACCCGCUACGCAGUGGCUCGAUUAGGUCUUGCGCCAUUGACGAAUGUCGAACCGCUUCUACCUGAAUUCGGACCGGUGAUAAACGAUGUUCUUUCUUUCCGAUAUCCCAUCUCUGUUGCUGCGUCGUGCCCAUCAGCAGCUUUGAGUGGCAAGUCAACUGUCUUCAUAGCCGUCAUAUCGGCCACGAUGAAUUUCCAUCAGCGAACGACGAUUCGACGGACGUGGAAGAGUCACGUUCAAGCCGUGCAUCGAAACGGUCCGUUGGCAAUAGCCGGUUUCGCUUUUAUUUUGGGGCUUUCGGAGGAUGACGGGACGCAACGUCGAAUUGAAGAAGAGAGUCAGUUAUACGGCGACGUUAUCCAGAUUGGGAUGUCGGAUUUCUACAGAAACUUGCCGCUAAAAAUAGCUGGCCUGCUCAACUGGCUGCGCAGCCAUUGUGCUGGCGAAAUUGACUUUCUUCUUAAAGUCGAUGACGACGUCUACGUCAAUGUGAGUAAUCUCGCCCAUUUCGUUCGUUCCUAUCGUCAUUCCAACAUGUCGGUCUUCGGUUCCGGUACGCCAAUUAAGGGUCACGCUUAUCGAGAAGGGAAAUGGCAAAUCUCGUACGCAGAAUGGCCGUGGAUUGAGUAUCCUCCCUACAUUUUAGGGGCAAUUUCGUUAAUAUCAGGAAGUUCAAUCCUCCCGUUAUUAGCUGCCUGUCAAACGACGCCCAUGCUGCCAUUUGAAGAUGUCUACUUUUUCGGACUGUGCGUGGAGAAAGCCGGCAUCAAGACCCUUCAUUUAUCAGAUCGAACUGGGCCUUUCCGACGCUCAGUGCACCAUACUCCCACGGUGUGCGACGUGAACGCCAUGGUUGCUUGGCGUAUGAAUGAUGCAGGUGUCACCAAGCUACGGGAAUUGAUGGAAUCAUCCCAUCAGGUGGCAGAGGAUGUCUACACAAAUAAGACCCAGUGUAUCGUGGUGAAUGGAACAAGAAGAUCAUUCGACCACACUGAACCAGUCGUCCAAUAAUUUAACUUAACGAUUUAGUUUUGGAUGACAUUAUGUUAUUGUUACGUACAGAAAAGAAAUGCAAACAGCCCAUCUUCGUUUUCAUUCUUACAUCGAAUCGUUUGUGUCGGCCACCGGUGAAUAAGAAAAUAUAUCAUUCCUCUUUGUUUGA